AGACACCAAUUGACUAAUGUACUUUCAGCUGGGGAUGAUGACCCUGAGACUCGUCGUGCUGAGAUGUCAUGUGGCCAUGCAGUGACUCCACAGUCACUGACUGCAUGGUGUCGUAGUCUGCUCGACCAGGGUCAGCACAAGUUCCUGUGUCCUGCACUUAAAGAAGGCACACUACAAAGAUGCAAUGCAGAAUGGCCCUAUGCAGAAGUGCGGAGGUUGGCUGUACUGACUCAAGAGGAGCAGAGCCAUUUUGAAGAGACGAUGGCUGUCCUUGCUGCAGCUGAGUACUGCGAACACAAAACAUGUCCUGGAUGUCAGACAUUUGUUGAGAGAGCUGACAUUACCAACCUCUGUGUCAUGUGCACGAUCUGCACGGCUGAGAAGGGUCGCACGUUUCAAUUCUGCUGGCAGUGUAUGAAGGAGUGGAAAGGCCCAGGCCCUCGAUCUGACCGCUGUGACAACCCUGACUGCACCAAUCCCGACAUUGAAAAGUUGGCAAAAUGUCGUUAUAUAACACUACCUGAAGUCAAUAGUGUGAGCUGUCCCUCAAUGCGAGCUUGCCCCACUUGUGGCAACCUUGUGGAGCAUGACACAACAGGGUGUAAGAAUGUCAUA
Messenger RNA from Sinocyclocheilus rhinocerous, 615 nucleotides. RefSeq lists its product as uncharacterized. The transcript is spliced from 3 exons. NCBI's taxonomy places the organism in Eukaryota, Metazoa, Chordata, Actinopteri, Cypriniformes, Cyprinidae. The annotation marks the transcript as partial. The record is from RefSeq and is a predicted model, not a curated record.